Messenger RNA from Oppiella nova, 1353 nucleotides. The record is from the annotation of a GenBank genome assembly. NCBI's taxonomy places the organism in Eukaryota, Metazoa, Arthropoda, Arachnida, Sarcoptiformes, Oppiidae.
AUGGUUACAUAUCCCAGAGAGUCGCUUGAGAUGUUCCGACACAACGGUCACAGACACAUGCCUUUCAUGGCUGAUGAGGACAGCGAUGUUUUUGUCGAGGAGUCCAAUGAGGACGACGAGGGCCUCGAUAUUGACAUCACCGAUGAGUUUGAGGACAAUGCGGACGAUAAGUGCAACUCUCCGUCGGACACGAAAGACAAGUCCGAAACUAAUGAAUCGGAUUGUGGAUCGACUGGAAACAAGAAGAAUCAUGUGGUCAAACCGGCCUAUUCUUACAUCGCGCUCAUAACGAUGGCUAUACUCCAGUCGCCCGACAAGAAGCUGACACUGAGUGGCAUUUGUGACUUCAUUAAGAAUCGGUUCCCUUUCUAUCGGGAGAAGUACCCGAUGUGGCAGAACUCCAUCCGUCAUAACCUCUCACUCAACGACUGCUUCAUCAAAAUUCCUCGCGAGCCGGGAAACCCGGGGAAAGGCAACUACUGGACACUGGAUCCGGCGUCCGAAGACAUGUUCGACAACGGAUCUUUCCUCAGGCGUCGUAAGCGCUAUAAACGCCAGCAAACGGAGUACAUCCGCGAGGGCUUCUGUUUGGCCGGACUCGACCCCUACGGCACCAACCGUUACAUUAAUCACCCGGCGCUCAUGAAUGGCUACCCAUUCCUACCGCCGCUUCCGCCGCCGAUUCCACUCAUGACUCCGCACGAGAUGGCUCUCCGACCGCCCAUCCAACCCAUAAACCUGUCGGUCGGCCCCACAAGCGGUCAAAUGAGUCACUCGCACGACAUGUCCAACCAAUUGAUGGCAUCGAUGGCCGACUCGCCAAACAUGACACCAUCGCCGCCGACAUCGCAAUCAGUUAUAAUGCAUUCUUCGCCGAUCUCUUCGCUGACGUCCACCGCGACUACGAAAUCAAAAUCAAACUUUUCAAUCGAUAGCCUCAUCGGUGUCAGCAAAUUGUCAUCAAAUGAUAUGAAACAGAAGUCAAUGACCAACACAUCGACACACUUUUCGCACAGUUCUCCUCACAUGACAUCCCGUAGUAAUCAGUGCUCAGAGACAAUGAUUCGGCCGCCGGUGCUCUCCAUUCCCAACAACCUAUUGACUCAAUUCGCAAGAAUUCCAAUCACUUCCUCGCCAUUCAUUGGGCCCAACGGUAACGACAUCUCCUUAAUGUUAGGCCGCAAUGACAUCAACCUAUUGCCACCAAAUGGCACCUACACUGACAUGACAUCAUCGCUGGAUAUGGAGAAGUAUAGACUACUGCUGUUUCAGGCGUCGGUCAACAAUCAGAUGAGUGCCGCGAAUCACAUGAACUUUGAACACAAGUCUAUUCCUUCAGCAAAUUGGCGAUGA